AUGGCAUUCUCCAGAAAUGAAAUCUCCCUCGACUACGUCUCAAUAGGCUGUAAUCGCUUCUCAAAUGCGGCAGAUUGCAGCCCAGAAAACCUUGUUGCAUUUGGUGCUGGUCAAUUUAUUGCCCUGUGGCAGUUAUCUCAACACUCUAGUCGCGGUAUUCAGCGCACAUUAUCAGGCCACUCACAUACUGUAACAACAGUUAAGUUUCAAACUCGAGUGGAUGAGAAAGGCACCAAAAGAACAUUUGGACUUGUCAGCGGCGACGCAGGUGGGGAGGUCAUUGUCUGGAGGGUUGUGGAUGAUGUGUGGGCUCUCAGCGCUCGAUUGAAGGCUCAUAAAUCAUCAAUAGCUUCCAUUGGUCUUCUUGCAACGACAACAUCAGGCGCUGUGAACGGAGGACAGGAGAGUGGUCUUCUGCUAACGGGCGCUUCCGAUGGCACGGUCAAUGUGUGGGACCUUUCUAAAGCAGAGGAAGCUCCAACUCAGAUCCUGAAUUUAAACGGCAAGUAUUCUCUGGACCUCGCGCUUAUAAUCCUUCCCAACACCAACAUUAUUGUGCUAGCUGUCGCGUGCACUGAUAGAAAGCUUCAAAUAUGGGCGCGGGAUAUUAUCGUCACGGGAACAAGGAGCAGACUAACAAGUCUCCAGUUCCGAUAUCGCAUGUCGCUUGAGGGUCACGGGGAUUGGAUUCGAUGCCUUUCGUUUGUUACAGAACCUCCGAUUGAGCAAGAGCAACCGAUGCGCGUUAUUCUUGCAUCCGGCUCCCAAGAUGGAUAUAUCCGAUUGUGGACGAUUGCGCAAAUCCAUCAGGAGGAAUCUAAAAGGAGUGGCGCAACUGGGGGGUUAAGCAACGACUUGCUUGAAAUAUUUGAGAAAUCACUCGCAGAAGGUGGUCAGCUGUCAACUAAGGCGCAUGUCUUGGUGUUCGACAGCGGGCGCUAUUCCGUUACUUUUGAUGCCCUUCUGCUUGGCCAUGAAGGAUGGGUCACCGGCUUGCACUGGUAUCCCCAGCUCCAGACUCCCUCCAGCUCGAAGCAGCCUCUUGUCCUCCUUACGUCUGCAUCAGACAACUCGCUUAUCAUGUGGUCGCAGGAUCCCGAUUCUUCCAUUUGGUUGAACAGGCAACGCUUUGGUGAUAUUGCCGGGAAAGGGAUGGGUUUCUUUGGUGCUCUUUGGGGGAAUGACGGGUGUGAUGUCUUGGCUCAUGCCUGGAACGGUAGCUUUCACCGAUGGCACAUUGAUGCUCAGAAUGCUGAAGAUCGUGUCUCGGGGUCAUGGGAGCCGGCACUCGCUUUGACUGGCCACAGUCAACCAGUGCGUGACGUAGCUUGGGAGCCCAGCGGUCGAUACGUCUUGUCGUGCAGUUCGGAUCAGACCAGUCGAAUACACGGUCCAUGGCGAUCUGAUCCAUCGAUCAGCAAGGCUGGUGAGAUCACUUGGCACGAGUUGGCUCGGCCACAGAUACACGGCUAUGAUCCCGUGACUGGCGCGUUCGUUAAUUCUCUGCGGUUCGUAAGCGGUUCAGAUGAGAAGGUAGCAAGAGUCUUCGAUGCUCCCGGCUCUUUUGUUCGCACGUUGCGCGCAUCACAUCUAGUCGAAGAGGCCAUAUCCGCUGACGAUCGACCGGCCGCUGCAAGCGUCCCCGCACUGGGAUUGUCCAACAAGGUUGUUAGUCAAGGUGCGUGGAAUGACUCAGACGCCGUCCCGUGUCACAAUAGUCCCACGGCACCAUUGGACGAUGCUGCCUUGUCGCAGCGACCACCCGUAGAGAGCGAGUUAGCACUUGCAACACUUUGGCCGGAAAUCGAGAAAAUAUUCGGUCACGGCUACGAGUUAUUUGCGUUGGCGGUUUCGCCAGACGAGAAAUUUGUAGCAACGUCGUGCAAGUCCACAACACCGGAUCAUGCCGUCAUUCGGGUUUAUGACACGACAAAUUGGAAGCAGUUUGGCUCACCCUUAGCGGGCCACGCGUUGACCAUUACGCGGAUCGCCUUCAGUCCAAGUGGUCGAUAUAUCCUCUCGGUCUCCCGGGAUCGUAGCUGGCACCUCCAUGAGUUCAACGCAGAGGGGUUCCUGCCCGUCGCCUCAUCAGAGAAAGGUCAUGCCCGCAUCAUCUGGGAUUGUGCUUGGGGCUCUGAUGACAACCUGUUUGUCACAGCGGCGCGGGACAAGACCGUGAAAAUCUGGCGCCGAGACUCUUCGGCUUGGAAGGCAGUCGCCACACUAAAACUCGGCGAGUCCGCCACAGCAGUUGACCUCCAUUCUCUUGGAGAGUCUCACUAUGUGCUUGCUGUUGGCUUGGAGACUGGCCACAUUGAGCUACACACAUCCGACAAUCUGGCGGAGAAGUGGAAGAAAAUACUGGUUUUGGACUCUGAUCUCGCACACGUCCAGGAGAUUCACCGUUUGCGCUGGAGCCCGAGAAAACCAGAAAACGGCUCAAUGAAGUACCAGCUAGCCUCUUGCGGAGAUGAUGGUUCACUUCGCAUCUUUACGAUCGACCUGCAUCUGUAG
Messenger RNA from Dacryopinax primogenitus, 2514 nucleotides. Its product is annotated as WD40 repeat-like protein. Gene Ontology annotation, biological process: tRNA wobble uridine modification. Gene Ontology annotation, molecular function: protein binding. NCBI's taxonomy places the organism in Eukaryota, Fungi, Basidiomycota, Dacrymycetes, Dacrymycetales, Dacrymycetaceae. The record is from RefSeq and is a predicted model, not a curated record. Gene Ontology annotation, cellular component: elongator holoenzyme complex. Bases 1 to 2514 code for a protein of 837 amino acids. The transcript is spliced from 13 exons.